AUGUCAGGAAAGCUCAAGGAACGCAAAAGAACCCCCGUUUCCCACAAAGUGAUAGAAAAGCGGAGGAGAGACCGGAUUAACCGCUGUUUGAACGAGCUGGGCAAGACGGUGCCCAUGGCCCUGGCGAAGCAGAGUUCCGGGAAGCUGGAGAAGGCGGAGAUCCUCGAGAUGACCGUUCAGUACCUGAGAGCUCUGCACUCCGCUGAUUUUCCCCGGGGAAGGGAAAAAGCAGAACUGCUAGCGGAGUUUGCCAACUACUUCCACUACGGCUACCACGAGUGCAUGAAGAACCUGGUGCAUUACCUCACCACCGUCGAGAGGAUGGAGACCAAGGACACCAAGUACGCGCGCAUCCUCGCCUUUUUGCAGUCCAAGGCCCGCUUGGGCGCCGAGCCCGCCUUCCAGCCGCUGGGUUCGCUCCCGGAGCCGGAUUUCUCUUAUCAGCUGCACCCAGCGGGGCCCGAGUUCGCAGGCCAUAGCCCUGGUGAGGCGUCCGUGUUCCCGCAGGGCGCGGCCCCGGGGUCCUUCCCCUGGCCACACGGCGCGGCCCGCAGCCCGGCGCUGCCCUACCUGCCCAGCGCGCCCGUGCCUCUUCCGAGCCCUGCGCAGCAGCACAGCCCCUUCCUGACGCCCGUGCAGGGCCUGGACCGGCAUUACCUCAACCUGAUCGGCCACGCCCACCCCAACGCCCUUAACCUGCACACGCCCCAGCACCCCGCGGUGCUCUGA
Messenger RNA from Globicephala melas (long-finned pilot whale), 729 nucleotides. It is a transcript of the gene HELT, whose product is annotated as helt bHLH transcription factor. Gene Ontology annotation, biological process: anterior/posterior pattern specification; regulation of transcription by RNA polymerase II; regulation of neurogenesis. Lineage: Eukaryota; Metazoa; Chordata; Mammalia; Artiodactyla; Delphinidae. Gene Ontology annotation, molecular function: protein dimerization activity; DNA-binding transcription factor activity, RNA polymerase II-specific; RNA polymerase II cis-regulatory region sequence-specific DNA binding. The record is from RefSeq and is a predicted model, not a curated record. Gene Ontology annotation, cellular component: nucleus.